UAAGAAAGCAACCGGACUAAGUUGUUAUGUUUCAAACGAGAUAACUCGGUCCGAAAACAUUUAAUGAUCUAUGCGGCUACACUGAGGAGAAACAGUUAUGGCGAGGUCAAAGGCGAGAGUGUAUACUUGCUGCGCACUGAUGCUGCUCUGCUUGGUUGCUGUAAUUGUGUGUGUAGCUGUGUUUGUGAAGCGCAAGUGCCCAGAUGACACUUUCUCAAAAGCUGCGGUGGCCGCGGAUUCAAAGAAAUGUUCAGAAAUUGGAAGGGACAUGCUUCAAAGAGGGGGCUCCGCGGUAGAUGGCGCCAUUGCUGCGCUGCUGUGCACCUCCCUCAUGAACCCGCAGAGUAUGGGGAUCGGUGGGGGCUCCAUGUUCACAGUGAUGGACAGCUCUGGUAAAGUGAAAAUUAUCAACUCCAGAGAGACCGUACCUGCAAAGGUGAAAUCUGAUUUGCUGAAUUCCUGUCCCAAGCCCUUUCAACUGAUGGCAGAUAGCAAAUGGAUUGGAAUUCCAGGGGAAAUUCGAGGUUAUGAAAUAGCACACAAGCUUUAUGGAAAGUUGCCAUGGGCAACCCUGUUCCAGCCAACCAUCCAGCUGGCUAGAGAAGGAUUCCCCAUCCCUCAAGUCCAAGGUCGAUACAUCCAGUACAUUGAUACGAAUGAGACACAAUCCUUACGGAAGUUAUUUUCAGAUAAAAAUGGGAGCUUGUUAAAGAUCGGAGACAUUGUGAAAUUCGAGAAGCUGGCAGACACUUUGGAGAUGAUUGCUACCUAUGGAGCAGACAUCUUUUACACUGGAAGAAUUGCAGAGGAUUUAAUCCGUGACAUACAGGAGGCAGGAGGAACUCUCACGCUGCAGGACUUGGCAUCGUAUAAAGUUACAGUGACUGAUGCGUGGGCUGUUCCUUUGGGAGAGUACCAGAUGUACAUUCCCCCACCCCCUGCAGGAGGAAUCAUCCUCAGCCUCAUCCUCAACAUCAUGAAAGGAUAUCACUUGAAUUUAGCUCCUCAGACUGCUGAACAAAAGACGCUGUUUUAUCACCGCUAUGUUGAAGCUUUAAAAUUUGCCAAUGGAAUUAAAAGGCACAUCCGGGAUCCAAAGUUCAGCUUCGAAGAAAUGGCGAAGAAAUUCACAGAGGAUAGCUUUGCCAACCACAUACGGAGCUUGAUUAGCAGUGACAAAACACAUGAUCUCCAGUAUUACAACAUCACUCCGUAUCCGGACAGCUUUGGCACCACUCAUGUGUCUGUGUUGGCUGAAGACGGAUGUGCUGUAUCAGUCACCAGCACCAUCAACCACAUAUUUGGUUCAAGAAUCUUCUCUCCAAGCACUGGGGUCAUCCUCAACAAUGAGCUGUCUGACUUCUGUGGGAGAGUUGACAACAUAUUUCCUGGGGAGCAGCCUCCUUCCUCCAUGGCUCCCGUUGUGCUGAAGUCUCAGUCAAAAUUGCUGGUGAUUGGAUCAAGUGGUGGGGGUAUGAUCACGACUGGGAUGGCCUCAGCGCUCAUCAACCACCUUUGGUUUGGAAAGAGCCUUAAGGAUGCAAUAGCAGCUCCUGUUGUUUUUGUUGACUCUCAAAAUGCAGUGAAGUUUGAACCUGGCUUUGAUACGCAUGUAGCUGAGGCUCUUAAAGCUCUUGGACACAAUCAUGACACAGCAAAAAAAUUCUACAACGUGGUUAACGCUGUGGAGAAGGAGGAUGGAUGCGUCUGUGCCGUGUCUGAUGCCAGGAAACUGGGAGAGGCAGCUGGUUACUGAGACCAAGAAUCAAGGAUAUUGGCUGUAAUGUAAAUGAUGUCAUUAAAGUUUUCAAAACCUUCCUGCAGACCGAAAAGUUGAAAAGUUAUAUAACAACACACUGAAAAACAGGUUCCAUGAGCUGAACGUGCUGUAGCAUAUAUGAGUUUCAGUAAACACAUGGUAUCUGAAGAGAACUGAGAGUAAAAAUAAGAUGAAUUGAGCUGUGCGAAACAAGGCAGUGUCUCUGGUACUGUGUCUGACCUUGGGUAACUCUUUUGUACACGUCUUUAUCGUUCCAAGUUUAUUUCCAUUUUUUGUUUUUAUUGUGAAAUCUUUUUUACAGGGUACUGAUUGAUGCUCUCUUACAAAUUAUUUUAUAGUAGUAAAUGUUUUUAUCCAAGUCCUAUGUCCUAUUUGUGAAUAUGUUUUUAAUAUCUGGUAUUUGUUGUGUUUGCAGCAGCUUCCCUCCCCCAUGGCAUUCUUUUAGUACUGAAACUGUUUAUUAAUCUUUCAUAUCUGAACUCAGUCCAUUGAAUUUACUGUCCAUGCUGCAAAUGACAUAUUGGCCUCAUUUGAAAUACUCAAAUAAAAUAUAUUCUCAAUUUUUA
Melanotaenia boesemani (Boeseman's rainbowfish) is the source of this 2346-nucleotide messenger RNA. It is a transcript of the gene ggt5a, whose product is annotated as gamma-glutamyltransferase 5a. NCBI's taxonomy places the organism in Eukaryota, Metazoa, Chordata, Actinopteri, Atheriniformes, Melanotaeniidae. Gene Ontology annotation, molecular function: glutathione gamma-glutamate hydrolase; leukotriene-C(4) hydrolase activity. Gene Ontology annotation, biological process: leukotriene D4 biosynthetic process; glutathione catabolic process; inflammatory response. Bases 98 to 1756 code for a protein of 552 amino acids. The transcript has 12 exons. Gene Ontology annotation, cellular component: plasma membrane. The record is from RefSeq and is a predicted model, not a curated record.